Molecule: messenger RNA, 2142 nt
Organism: Theileria equi strain WA
Lineage: Eukaryota; Apicomplexa; Aconoidasida; Piroplasmida; Theileriidae
Product: ABC transporter, ATP-binding protein family member protein
Exons: 4
Coding region: 1-2142 (713 amino acids)
Biological process (GO): intracellular iron ion homeostasis; transmembrane transport
Cellular component (GO): mitochondrial inner membrane
Molecular function (GO): ATP hydrolysis activity; ATP binding; ABC-type transporter activity
Source: RefSeq, a predicted model, not a curated record
AUGAAUUACAACAUACAGAGACUUUCCAAUCACCUGAGCGGCACAUAUCGCAGCGCACCGGCCCAUGUGCUCUUUGGAUUAAAUUCUAAAGGAAUAUCCAGGGAUAUAAGCUGUAGGUAUCUUGCUGUUUUCCGCAGCGGCUCUCCAGGAGUUCAUAGACACGUUAGAACGCUUAUCAGCAAUGAAACACCGUUUUCAACUUCAAUAUCAAGCAAUACACGGAACUAUGUGUUUCUAUCGCUACAUCCAGGAUCGUCUUCUAUUAACAGAAGCCUACGCAGAGCAUUCUCAUCAAAUUCAGAUAAAGAUUUGACAAAAAAGAAGAAUUUUGAAAAAGUUAUAGAGCUUCUAUGGCCUAGUGACUCGGAAUCCAAGAGACGUAUAUUAAUUAGUAUGUUAUUUUUAAUAUCGUCCAAGUUAUCUGUGAUUGGAAUCCCUCUAUUUCUCUCGGCUCUGAUCAACUCGGUAUGUAACAAACCAUCGGAUAACCUUUCUGCGCUGAAUGCUUCAUGGUUGGAAGGCUUGGUUAGUUCCGAGUUAUUACUGCCUCAGCUCUAUCUGUCUGGUUAUAUCCUGUCUCGCAUAUCGUCUUCUUUAUUCAGCGAACUUAGAAAUGCCUUGUUUAGCACCGUUACAGAGAAGACAGGCAGGGUAAAUGCCUCCAAGAUGUUCAUGAAAAUACACUGUCUUGAUAUUGACUUUCUAUUGGAAUCAAAGUCUGGAGAAAUAUCAGCUAUAUUUUCCCGUGGAAUCAAGGCUAUUUCUCAAAUAUUACGCAUAAUUGUAUUCCAGGUUGUUCCUACAACGUUGGAGUUUACCUUGGUUACUGCUUUGUUAUGCUACAAGGUUGGCCCCGUUGUAGCCACAGUUACUGCACUUACAAUGAUAUUAUAUAUACUAUUCACUGCCUUGGUUACUAAGAAACGUAUGGUUAUUCGUAAAAAUAUGGUUAGUGCUGAUCAAAAGGCAUCAGGACUUUUUGUGGAUUCUAUCACAAACGCCGAAGCCGUGAGAUACUACAACUCAGAAAUGCGUGAGUUAUCUAGAUACGCUGCACAACAGGCAGACUAUGAAACCCAUGCAGUAAACGUGCAAAAAUCACUAGCAGCACUCAAUUUUGGCCAGCAGUUUAUAUUCAACACUGGUCUGUUUCUAUCAUUAUGGCUAACAUUGUCUCGCAUUGUUUCUGGUUCUGCAGAUUUUGGCAGUUUAGUGCUAGUGAAUACUUUGCUAUUUCAAUUGGCAAUACCGCUCAAUAUGAUAGGUACUAUGUACCGUGAAAUCAAGCUAAGCUUUAUAGACAUUCAAAAGUUUCUUGAGUUGUUGAGUAUACAGCCAAGAGUUUACGAUAUGCCAGGUGCUGCAGACCUGGUCGUAAAGGAUGGUAAAAUAGAGUUUCGUAAUGUAGAUUACUAUUAUCCCACUUCAAACAACGCGGCUGAUUGCCAUAAAAUCUUGGAUGAUUUUUGCUUUACUGCUCAUCCCGGCAAAACUGUUGCUAUUGUUGGAAACUCGGGGUCUGGCAAGAGUACAAUAUGCAAAAUGCUCUUUAGAUUCUAUGAUCCUACUGCUGGAAGCAUUUUUAUAGAUGGUCAAGAUAUUAAAACAUGUACUUUAAAGAGUCUAAGGUCAUCACUCGGUAUCGUCCCACAAGAAGUUGUCCUUUUUAACGAUUCCAUUGCGUUCAACAUAAUGUAUGGAAAAUUUGAUGCUACCGUGGAAGAAGUAGAGAGUGCAGCAAAACUUGCUGGGAUACAUGACACUAUAAUGGGUUUUGCAGAUGGAUAUGAUACCAUUGUGGGAGAACGUGGUAUGAAACUAAGUGGAGGAGAAAAGCAGCGUAUUGGAAUCGCAAGAUGUCUCCUUAAGGAUCCUAAAAUUUUGGUAUUCGAUGAAGCUACCAGUUCACUUGACUUUUACACAGAGAGCAAGAUUAUUCGGACAUUCAAGCAGCUCUCAGCGGACAAGACAACAAUAAUAAUUGCACAUCGACUAUCAUCUAUGCUUUUUGCAGAUGAGAUUGUUAUAUUUAGUAAUGGAAAAAUUGUGGAGAAGGGUUCACCCAUGGAGUUGAUGCAGUCAAAGAGUGGUUAUUUGCGAAAUGUUAUAGAUUCACAAAACUUGCGUCAGAAGUCUGAGUAG